Dermacentor albipictus is the source of this 4227-nucleotide messenger RNA. Its product is annotated as neprilysin-1-like. Lineage: Eukaryota; Metazoa; Arthropoda; Arachnida; Ixodida; Ixodidae. Gene Ontology annotation, molecular function: metalloendopeptidase activity. Gene Ontology annotation, biological process: protein processing. The record is from RefSeq and is a predicted model, not a curated record. Gene Ontology annotation, cellular component: plasma membrane.
AAGAGGAGGAAGAAGACGAAGAAGGACGAGCCUCGCCAUGGAGCAGCGUUCCUCUGGAACUCCGACGAAGACCGCGAAAGGUGCGACGGCCCAGCGAAAAUCGAGACACAGUCGUCGCACCGGUUCGCCUGCCCGGAAAGCCUCGAAGCCGAAAAAGCACCGGGAACCGGCUGGGCAGCCGGCUGCGCUCGACGCGAGUCCGCGCACCGCCGCCCAAGACAGCCCCGCGGACUCGCGCCCGGGUCCUUCGCCCAAGCGUAGCGAUUCCAUUGGCAGCAACUCGCUGGCUCGCAUGAAAGACCUGGCCCUGACUGGCCGGGAAGACCAGCGUCGCCCCUCCGAGUCGUCAUGGCGGCGUGCGAAGGUGGCGGGGCUGUCGUGCGCCCGCACCGCGACUCCACUCUGUGUCUUUUGUGUGGCGCUGGUCGGUGCCGGCCUGCUCACCGCCUUGAUCCUCGGCUCGUCAGCAGCGCGCAAGGCCCGUCAGAUUGCCUUCCAGAACAAAGGCUGCACGACCAGAGGCUGCCAGGAGCACUUGGAGCACCUGUCCAACACCCUCAACAAGACCGUAGACCCGUGCUGGGACCCGAUGGCCUACGUGUGCGACAAAGUGCGCUGGCGGAGCGAGAUCGUAAGGGACGCGCUCACCGACACGCUGGUGCACUGGUACGAGCUCGGCGCCACCUUCCUCGAAAAGCAGCGAAGACCAUCGCCUGUGUCGGCGCUGUACCAGGGUUGCGUCUCUCGGAAGGGCCACACCUACGACCGCCUCGAAGAGGUUCUGUCGUUCCUCAUGGACCGCGGACUGCACUGGCCCCAACGGGUGACAGGCGUGGGCGCCAACAAGCACGCCCUGAACGUCAUCCUCGACCUCCUCAUCAACUGGGGCGUGCCCUUCUGGCUCGAGAUAAGCCUGAAACAACUGCCCGGCCACACCAGGUACAGCCUACACAUGGCCUACAGCGAGGUCAGCGUCCACCGUGCCAAGUGGCUCAACUACUCCAAAGCCUACGGCAAGCGGCUAGAAUACGUGCGUUCCAUGUACAGACUGUACGGGGCCGGAGACACGCCGCUGGCCCAGUUGCGGGACCUGGUGGCCGACGAGGACGCGUGGGUUCGCGCCGUCACCGAUGGCAUCGCGAGCUCCAACCGCGUCAUCAUGAAGCUGCGGUUAGCCCACCUCGACCAGCUCACUCCGAACGUGAGCAGCCGCCGCUGGCUGGACUACCUGAAUGAACACCUGCGCCCGCACCGCCUCUCACCGGACGACAAACUGCUGCUCGUCGACAAGAUUGUGAGCACCGUGACCAACAACCUCUUCGAGAGGUCGCAACCUUCGUGGCACGCAACGUCUAUCCACUACAACGUUCGCAAGCAGCGCCGAAGUGCAGCCAAACAGUUCGUGCGAAUCCGCAAUGCGAAAACGUCGACGCAGCGCUGCCACGAGGAGGAAGAACGCGCUGGAUGUUUGUCGAGCAGGGCGAAAACGUCCGGCGUAAGAAGAAGAGGAGGAAGAAGACGAAGAAGGACGAGCCUCGCCAUGGAGCAGCGUUCCUCUGGAACUCCGGAGAAGACCGCGAAAGGUGCGACGGCCCAACGAAAAUCGAGACACAGUCGUCGCACCGGUUCGCCCGCCCAGAAAGCCUCGAAGCCGAAAAAGCACCGGGAACCGGCUGGGCAGCCUGCUGCGCUCGACGCGAGUGCGCCCACCCAGCUCGCACCCGCCGCCCAAGACAGCCCCGCGGACUCCCGCCCGGGUCCUUCGCCCAAGCGUAGCGAUUCCAUCGGCAGCAACUCGCUGGCUCGCAUGAAAGACCUGGCCCUGAGUGGCCGGGAAGACCAGCGUCGCCCCUCCGAGUCGUCGUGGCGGCGUGCGAAGGUGGCGGGGAUGUCGUGCGCCCGCACCGCGACUCCACUCUGUGUCUUUUGUGUGGCGCUGGUCGGUGCCGGCCUGCUCACCGCCUUGAUCCUCGGCUCCUCAGCGACGCGCAAGGCCCGUCAGAUGGCCUUCCAGUACAAAGGCUGCACGACCAGAGGCUGCCAGGAGCACUUGGAGCACCUGUCCAAUACCCUCAAGAAGACCGUAGACCCGUGCAGGGACCCGAUGGCCUACGUAUGCGACAAAGUGCGCUGGCGGAGCGAGAUCGUAUCGGACGCGCUCACCGACACGCUGGUGCGCUGGUACGAGCUCGGCGCCACCUUCCUCGGAAAGCAGCGAAGACCAUCGCCUGCGUCGGCGCUGUACCAGGGUUGCGUCUCUCGGAAGGGCCACACCUACGAGCGCCUCGAAGAGGUUCUGUCGUUCCUCAGGGACCGCGGACUGCACUGGCCCCAACGGGUGACAGGCGUGGGCGCCACCAAGCACGCCCUGAACGUCAUCCUCGACCUCCUCAUCAACUGGGGCGUGCCCUUCUGGCUCGAGAUAAGCCUGAAACAACUGCCCGGCGACACCAGGUACAGCCUACACAUGGCCUACAGCGAGGUCAGCCUCCACCGCGCUAAGUGGGUCAACUACUCCAAAGCGCGCGGCAAGCGGCUGGAAUACGUGCGCACCAUGUACAGACUGUACGGGGCCGGAGACACGCCGCUUGCCCAGUUGCGGGACCUGGUGGCCCACGAGGACGCGUGGGUUCGCGCCGUCACCGAGGGCAUCGCGAGCUCCAACCGCGUCAUCAUGAAGCUGCGGUUAGCCCACCUCGACCAGCUCACCCCGAACUUGAGCAGCCACCGCUGGCUGGACUACCUGAAUGAACACCUGCGUCCGCACCGCCUCUCACCGGACGACAAUCUGCUUCUCGUCGACAAGAUUGUGAGCACCGUGACCAACAACAUCUUCGAGAGGUUCAGCAACGCAGCCAUCCUGGAGCAGGUCGCGUGGCGCUUCAUCCAGGACUACUCGUACGCCAACUCGUACGCCGCCGCCGUCGCCACGUUCGGCAACAAAGAAGCCGUGGCUCGCUUCAGGCCCCGCAAAUGCUACUCGUUCACCGAGAGCCGCUUCCAGAAGUGGCUUUUCGUGUGGAGGGUCGGUGAACAGCUGCAGCCGCCCUUGCUGAGCACCGUCAAAGCCAUCUUCGACGACUUGCGCAACACCACCCAGCGGCUGCUCUCCGACGCGGCGCCUUGGAUAGAUCCGGCCGCCCGAAUCGAGGCGGUGGCCAUAUCGCAGCGGUUGCACCUAGAACCGUACUGGUCGCUGUUCGGUGCCGAGGGAUUCAAACCGAUGCUGCCUCCCAGCGCCAUCCACAAGUACCUGGACGCCUUCCCGAGGCAAUUUUCAUCGCCACUGAAAGGCUGGAUGCAGGCUGCCGACCUGCACCGUCGCACGUUCCCCGGCUGGCCCCUCAACGACUCGCUGCUGCACCGGCACGGCGAGUACGCGUUCCCGGUGCAGUACGACUACUGGUGGAACUCGGUGUUCCUGCACCUGGCCGUGGCGGCGCCGCCAAUGUUCUACACGGACGCGCCCGCUUCGGUCAACUACGCGGCCUUCGGCACGGCCGUGGCCAGGCAGCUGGUCAGGGGCUUCGACCCGCAGAAGGGCGCGUUCCUGGACUCCAACAGAACCGUGAGGAGCUGGAUGUCGAGAGCCACGCGCGAAGAGCUGCAGAAGAAGAUCUCGUGCGCUGGCGGCAGCUCCUCCGUGCUCAUGGACGUGGCCGCCGCCCAGGUCGCCUACCGGGCCUUUCAGGAACACCGAGCGGCCGAGCCAAGACGCUACGCCGUGAGCAAGGACAUCUCGCUGACGCCGGACAUGCUCUUCUUCGUGACUCUCUGCCGCAGCCUGUGCGGCCGGGGUGAACUGUGUCCCAAGGUGCUGAGCAACAUGGCUGCGUUUAGCCGCGCGUUCUCCUGUAAACCCGAUGCGCCCAUGAACCGCGCCGACAAGUGCUCCUUCUUUGAGCAGGCGUGACAUCUUGCCAAAUAUGGAACAGUGGUGGCCGAGUUCCUUCAAGAGGCACCAUUCGUUUGUAUGCCCAUAGCGUUUUGCAUCAGAGUUUUAUGAAUUGCAAAUAACGUGCGAUAUAUGAGUACAAUUUUGUGCUCUUUUUUUUAAAUACUUUGCCUGAGCUCACGGGGGUUGCAAUGUGGGCUUGUUGGUAAUGUAUCUUCAAGGGCAGUACGGUAGCGCGAUUAAAAGAUGGGACAAAGAAGGCACAUAGGGACAAGCGCAGUUCUUGAUCAAGAUUUCAACGUACGAAAGAUGUUGCGUUCCAUGCAGCUCAA